Molecule: messenger RNA, 2871 nt
Organism: Fusarium falciforme
Lineage: Eukaryota; Fungi; Ascomycota; Sordariomycetes; Hypocreales; Nectriaceae
Product: CFEM domain-containing protein
Exons: 2
Coding region: 1-2871 (956 amino acids)
Source: RefSeq, a predicted model, not a curated record
AUGAAGGCUACCUUCGCCCUCCUGGCAGUUGCUGCCAGCCUUGGCGAGGUUUCCGCUACCUGGGGUAACUGGAAGGGAGCUCCCAAGUACUCUCCCCCUCGUGCCGUUGACAACAAGUGUGACGACAAGCAGAAGGGUGGCUGGUCUUGGGGUGACCUCGACGUCGGCCGCUUCGAUAAGUACAACGACUGGGACUUCAGCGGCUGGACCUGCGGAGAAGAUAAGUCGAAGCGUGAUCUUAGCGGCCGUACGUUCGGAAAGACCAUUUUCGGAGAGUGUGGCUCCUCCAAGGAGUCUGCUCCCUCUUUCGGCUGCAACAGCGGCAGCUGCGGUGGUGGCUAUGACAAGUUCUCUGUGAAGAAGUUCCACGUCAAGCCCGAGUUUGACUGCCGCCUCGAGUUCCACUACGAGAUGCCUGACGGCUCCAACUGCAAGCACCAGUCCGACUGCUCCAAGGACGGUACCGAUGUCUACAACUCUCAGUGUGGUGGUGCCAAGAAGGUCCACAUCGUCUACCCCAAGCAGCCCAACAAGCCCAAGGAGAAGUGCCGUGUCGAGAUCCCCCAGAUCGACUUCGACUGCGACAAGCCCGAGAAGCCCGUUUGCACCAAGUGCCAGCAGACCAAGACCUUCCCCUACGGUGACAACACCAAGACUUUCCCUGGUGGCGACUACACCAAGACCUUCCCUGCUGGUGAGGAGACCACCACUGUUCCCAGCGGCGAGGAGACCACUUCUUUCCCCGGCGGUGAGGCUACCACCAGCGUCCCUGGUGGUGAAGAGACCACCACUGUCCCCAGCGGCGAGGAGACCACCACCUUCCCCGGUGAGGAGUCCCAGACCGUUCCCACUGGCGGCGAGAACACCCAGACCUACCCCAACGGCGAGCAGACCACCAGCUUCCCCGGAGCUGAGGAGACCACUAGCUUCCCCGGCGGCCAGGGCACCACCAGCGUCCCUGAGGGUGAGGAGACUACCACUGUUCCCACUGGCGAGGAGACCAAGACUGUCCCUAGCGGCGAGGAGUCCCAGACCUCUCCCAUCAGUGAGCAGACCACCAGCUACCCUGGCGGCGAGGAGACCACCAAGACCUUCCCCUACGGCGAGGAGACUACCAUUGUCACCACCUUCGACAGCACCUCCACCAUCUACACCACUGAGAUCACCACUGUCACCUCUUGCGGCCCUGAGGUCCCUGACUGCCCCGCUACUCAGGGUACUCCCGUCAUCGUGACCCAGACCGUUCCUCUGACCACCACCAUCUGCCCCGUCACUGAGACCCGCGUCGAGACCAACCCUCCUGCUGGUGAGACCGUCCCCGCUACUCAGCCUGAGGGCCAGAAGACCACCACUGCUCAGUCCCCUGGUGAGACCCAGUCCGUUCCUGAGGGUGAGGGUUCCCAGACCGUCCCCACUGGUGAGGAGACCAACACUGUCCCCGCUGGUGAGGAGACUGUCCCCGCCACUGAGCCCGAGGCCGGCAAGACCACCACUGCCCAGUCCCCUGGUGAGACCCAGUCUGUCCCUGAGGGUGAGGAGACCGUCCCCGCUACUCAGCCCGAGGCCGGCAAGACCACCACUGCUCAGUCCCCUGGUGAGACCCAGUCUGUCCCUGAGGGUGAGGAGGAGACCUCUUCCGUCAUCACCACCACCUACGACAGCACCUCCACCAUCUACACCACUGAGAUCAAGACCAUCACCUCUUGCGGCCCUGAGGUCACCAACUGCCCCGUCACUGCUGGUACUCCCGCUGUUGUCACUGAGACCAUUGCUGUUUCCACCACCAUCUGCCCCGUCACUGAGACCCUGACUGGCAACGACAAGCCCAGCUACACCAAGCCUGCCAACGGCGGUGACAAGACCACUGAGGGCUCUUCCCCUGAGGCCACCACCGAUGUCCCUGAGGAGGAGACCACCGUUGUCACCACCUACGACAGCACCUCCACCGUUUACAGCACCAACGUCAAGACCAUCACCUCUUGCGGUCCUGAGGUCACCAACUGCCCCGUCACCGCUGGUACUCCCGCUGUUGUUACUGAGACCGUCGCUGUCUCCACCACCGUUUGCCCUGUCACUGAGACCCAGACCCACAAGUCUCCCAAGCCUACCGGCUCCAAGCCCAGCGGCGACAAGCCCUCGACUGAGAAGCCCGAGACUCCCAAGGAUGGCUACAACGUUCCUGAAGUUGUCCCCAGCUGCCUGAACACCUUCCUUGACUACCUUGAGAACUGUGAGGACAACACCGAUGCUGCCUGCUACUGCCCUGAUAAGUCGUUCGUCGACAACGUCUUCCAGUGCCUGUACGCCCACGCUGAGAACGACGACAUCGUCGCUGAGGCCGUCUCCUUCUUCCAGGGCAUCUGCGCUCCCUACGCUGAGCAGAACCCCGUCAUUGCCACUGGUGCUGACUCCGUCACUGAGCACAUCACUGUCACUGGCACCACCAUCAUCACCUCUGCUCACUACACCACCGUUGUUGUUGCCACCACUAUCACUGAGCCUUGCGUCUCCCAGGGCACCACCAUUGAGGGCAGCAGCACCGUCAAGACCAUCGAGACUGAGAUCGUUGUCCCCGAGGUUGGCUUCACCUCCGGCCCCGCUGGCAACGGCCCCAUCCCCGCUGCUCCCACUGCUCCUGCCACCGCUCCCGUCACUGCCCCCGAGGCUGGCGCCACUGGCUCUCCUGCCUACCCCGCCAACCCCGAGGCUCCCGCUGCUGGCGAGACUCUCAUCACCAACAAGCCCGUCGCUGGCACUGGUGGUGUCCCCGUUCCCACUUCGGCUCCCGGCAACGUCCCCGUGACUGCUGGUGCCGCUCGCAACGGCAUGGGCAUCGCCGCUGCCAUCCUGGCUGUCGCCAUUGCCCUGUAA